AAAGAACGGAAGUGAUGGGGGAGUUAGCGCCAGUUGAUUGGUUGAUCUCCCCAGAAGUGACACAUGAGGGUGGAAUGGUAAAGCUGCAGCAUUUUUAGGAGACUAUUUUGCUACAGGAUGCGUCAUGACGGGUCGUGGACAUCCAUGGAAGAGUCAGGACCGCUGAGAGCCAGAGGGCUUCAUGCUCCAGCAGAGAGACCAGAAGACGUCCCACAAUAGAGACCAUCAUGAGGCUUCACCGAUACAGCCGUGUGUUGGUAGUGGUUGGGGUUUUGCUGGUCCUGGUGAUGAUCUCACUGCCCCUGCUGGGAACAGGACCAAGCAAACCUGUGAAGCUGUUCGUCAACCCUGCACAUAGAAAGCUGGUGCACGAACAUGUGCAAAGAGUCCUGAGGAGUGAAUGUCGCCUUGAGGGCACCAGGCAGAGCUUGUUAAGUCAGGUCCCCACUUCCAGUCACAUGAUCCAGCCCUUUCUGUGGAAGGAUGAGCCGCUCACCGAGGACAUGUUCCUGUAUCCACCACCGUUUGGGUUCAGAGAGCUUCAGAGCAAAGUAGUGGAGCUGCUAAAGCUGCUGCCAGCCUCUGACUCUGCACCCAAGCCAGAAAAGACUGCAGGUAAAUGUAAGCGCUGUGUGGUCGUGGGAAAUGGAGGCAUUCUCAAAGGCCUGGAGCUGGGCCCGCUGAUUGACCGCUUCGACACCAUUAUCAGGUUAAACAGAGGUCCUCUGGGAAAGUUCAGCGUUGACGUUGGAAAUCGAACCAGCAUCAGGAUGAGUUACCCAGAGGGCACGCCUCUCAGCUGGAUCGACACGGACCCGCACACUCUGUUUGUAACGGUGGUGUAUAAAAGCGGAGAUGUCGCCUGGACCUCUGCUAUGAUCAACAAGCGCACUGUGCCUCUGUGGGAUUGGUUCUUUUUCUGGCAGAAGGUUCCGGAUCAGAUCCCUCUUAAAGCCAGCAGCUUCCGAGUUCUAGAUCCCCGUGUGAUCAGAGUGACUGCAGUAGACCUCCUGAAGUACCCUCCACCCAGGUCACGCCUGUGGGGCUGGGACCAGAAUGUUCCCACCCUGGGUGUGUCUGCGCUGACUUUAGCCAGCCUGCUGUGCGACGAGGUCAGCCUGGCGGGCUUUGGCUACAACCUCUCCCAGCACAUGGUGCCACUGCACUACUACGAACACCUGCCCAUGAGUGCCAUGCUGCAGCAGAAUAUGCACAAUGUGGACAGAGAGACUGAGCUCCUGCAAAGGCUGGUUAGAGAGGGAACGAUCACUGACCUGACGGGGGGGAUUCACUGCUCCUUCUGCCAUAGCUGAGCCGCCAAAACAUUUCACCGCAAAGCACUUCCUUUCUAACAUGUAGAGUUUUGUUACAUAAAAAGCUCCAGUGAGACACUGGAAAGAAACGACAUAAGAGUUGUAGGAUAUUUUUAACAAAGUGCUUCUUUUUGGCCACAGCGGCUUAUAUAUUAGUGUAGAUAAAUAGACAGGAAAUGGGGAGAAAGAUGCGGGGGAAUAAGCCGGCACUCAACCCUGCGCCGCCAGCACCGCAACACGGCACAUGCAUGUGGUCGCCUGCUCCACCACUGAGCCAGCCGGUCGCCCACGGACUGAACUUUUUAUUUGAAAUGGCUUGAAUGCUGACAUCUGGGGAAUUACUGAGCAUACAGUUUGUAAUAACUGUAAAUUAUGUCAGUAUUGCAGAUUCCCUUAGUAGUUAAUUUGUAACAGCUGGUCAUUUUUAGUUGUGGAACACAACAGGGAGCUUGAAAACACUGUUAUUUGAUAUCACAGUUGUUCUCAUGUAAGCUACAUUAAUGUUGAAGGAUUCCUAAUGAGCACAUUGGGCUAACUGACUGACGUGUUUCUUUACAUGUUCUAGAGACAUGAUAUUCUCUUUCAAACUCAUCCAGUGUCCGGCAAACAGCUCGCGUUUGUACAGCACAUUUAUGUGCGUUUAUAGAAUCGGUGGAACAGAAUGGAGCCAUGUUCAGUUGCACAGAUUUGUCCAAGAUGUUUGUCAUUUUUAUAGUAAUAAUCAUUCCAUUGUAAUAAGGCUUUGUUGGUCUGUGAAAACUGGCGUGAAAAUAAAUCUUAUUUAUGAUUUUUAA
This is a messenger RNA of Archocentrus centrarchus (flier cichlid), 2107 nucleotides long. RefSeq names its product ST3 beta-galactoside alpha-2,3-sialyltransferase 5 (gene st3gal5). Lineage: Eukaryota; Metazoa; Chordata; Actinopteri; Cichliformes; Cichlidae. The record is from RefSeq and is a predicted model, not a curated record. Bases 228 to 1313 code for a protein of 361 amino acids. Gene Ontology annotation, molecular function: lactosylceramide alpha-2,3-sialyltransferase activity. The transcript has 8 exons.